Molecule: messenger RNA, 1887 nt
Organism: Myzus persicae (green peach aphid)
Lineage: Eukaryota; Metazoa; Arthropoda; Insecta; Hemiptera; Aphididae
Exons: 1
Coding region: 265-1887 (540 amino acids)
Biological process (GO): DNA replication
Molecular function (GO): nucleotide binding; DNA-directed DNA polymerase activity; DNA binding
Source: RefSeq, a predicted model, not a curated record
GAUUUAUUAUAGAUUCGGCAACACAUUUUUCAGAUUUUAAUUAGGUUUUAUUUUUAAGAUUCUCAUACAACUGUGGGUCAUAACGGCAAACGUGUUUCCACUGCCAACACCGCGUCGGCUGCUAGGACAAAAAAGGUGCGUUUAAACUUAGUGCAGUCCCCCGGGUUCAAUGAAAUAUCGUCGUCGGGCAAUAGAAAAAUUGUAUGGUAUUACGUAAAAAAUAAUAAUAAUAUUCAGAAUUAUACCGAGUUUCUCCGAUUGCUCAUGCCUGAGAUGAAAAAUUUAUUAAAUACACGCGUUCAAGAAGGUCCGAUUAAAUUUAAUCUCAAGCUCGAGGCCACCUACAGCCUACCAAGCGUGCUUAAUUCACUGGAGAAUAGAGCAUUUAAAACAUCGGCGCUCGAAAUAUUUAAAGAGAGUAAUAUUACAGAGAUAUUGGAGAGAGUGUAUAUUAAGUUGUUAGUUGAGGAGGAGGAAUAUCGGGGUAGAGGUAGCGGUUUCAGGUUGCAUACUAUCGAUGGGUUAUUGCUGGCUGUAUACAAAUAUACCCCGAUGGGCGGCUCGUCAUAUAUCGAUCUACCUCAAUCUAUAAAAGCCAGAAAAGCGACAAUAAACCCGCAAAACAUCGACGAACAAUGCUUUAAGUGGGCUAUUCUAGCGAGGCACGUGACAGGUCUUCCCCUGAGGCGUGUCGGUGAAAACUAUAUUAUGCAUGAGGACGAAUAUAAUUUUGAGGGUAUAAAGUUCCCGACACCUAUGGCGGACAUAAAGAUUUUCGAGGCAAAUAACCGGGGUGUCUCUGUAAACGUGUAUGGACUCACUCUCAAAACCAAAAACCUGAAGUAUCCAAAAUACGAAGUGUUUCCACUACGCGUUAUUGAUGAGGAGAAGCCUAACCAUUUCGAUCUGUUGUUGCUCAGUAACGCUAGCGGGGCACAUUACGUAUAUAUUUCAAAUUUCUCUCGGCUUGUCUCCCCUCAGAAAAAUAACCACGACGGUCUACAAUUUUUUUGUAAACGUUGUUUUACAAGUUUUGAUAAACGUAGUUUGAAAUACAAACUGAAUGGGGAGGCAGCGUUAAAUAACCAUAAACUUAUUUGCGGGCCUCACAAACCCAUCUUACCUGAGAUGCCAAAAGCUGGCGAAUGUGUUAAGUUUGAGACAUGGAGAAGCACACAGAGACACCCUAUUGUUAUAUACGCGGAUUUCGAGGCCUUGCUAGUCAAGAUUGACGAGAAGAAAGGCAAAAAAACAACAAUUGUACAGAGACAAGAGGCCAUGAGUUACGGGUUCAUAGUUAAGGCGAGUGAUAAUGUCCCGCUCGAGCUGUUAGCCGAUCACGGCAUAACUAUGGACCCUGUAAUAUACAGGGGCAGUGAGGACCGACCGGACGUAGCGAAACAUUUUGUAGAGGCGAUAGUUGAAGUUAGCAGGAAGAUAGAGACGCUUUUAAAAACGAAUACCCCGAUAAUUAUGACUGAGGAACAAGAAAAAACACAUCAAGAGUGUACAGUGUGUAAUCUAUGUAAGUGCAAUAUAGUAGGGGUCGAUAAAGUUAGAGAUCAUGACCAUCAAUCGGGCAAAUUUAGGCAAACCCUGUGCUUUAAGUGUAACUUAACGUUACAGCAGCCUAAAUUUGUCCCGGUAUUUUUCCAUAAUCUGUCAAACUAUGAUUCCCACUAUAUAAUUUCUCAACUUGGUUUCGACUCAAACUCUAUUACCGUUAUACCGAACAGUGAAGAAAAAUUCAUAUCUUUUUCAAAGUAUGUGAGUAAUAAAUUUACUGUUAGGUUUAUCGAUACGUUUAGGUUAAUGGCGACAAGCUUAGGGAAAUUAGCUGCUAACAUGAUUACACCAUUAUUUGAAAACUUCCGUGAGACAGCUUAA